Molecule: messenger RNA, 12037 nt
Organism: Dreissena polymorpha
Lineage: Eukaryota; Metazoa; Mollusca; Bivalvia; Myida; Dreissenidae
Product: tRNA wybutosine-synthesizing protein 2 homolog
Exons: 7
Coding region: 1283-2488 (401 amino acids)
Biological process (GO): tRNA methylation
Cellular component (GO): cytoplasm
Molecular function (GO): tRNA methyltransferase activity
Source: RefSeq, a predicted model, not a curated record
AAUUAGGAAGUCCAAUCUUUGACGCUUUGAAGGCAUCUCCAUCAAUGAUUCAUCACGAGGAGUGACACUCAGAGGGACAUCAUCAAUGCGACCCUCCAGCGCUUUAAGCAAACUUAGUGUUGUGGCAGAAAGCACAAUUUCUUGUAUUUAAAAUGUAGCGCAUAUGCAGGCAUCUGUAUUGAGCCCACCACAGUUUCUGUAAAGGGCUUUAUAAGUGCUGAAUAAGUUUGUCAGAGAAGGUCUCCUUGACAUUUCUUAGCAGCAGUGUAUAACCAGGUUGUUUUUCAAGCGUCUUGAUCAGGCCCGCUACAAUCUGAAAUAUCUCAAAAUCAGAAAUGUCCAUGUCCUUCCCCAUGUAGGUUGUCACAUCUGUAAACAGCUAAAGAACUUUAGUGAGUUCCGAAACAACUGAUCUUUCAUGGUCUUUCAGUAACCACAGGCCUGAGUUGAUGAUUGCGAGUAAACAUAAUCUGCGUUGAAUUCCAUCAUGUUAGUAUAUCCUUUUUAAGGGCAUAUGUAUACUUGUUGGGCUCUUGCGGCUGAAGUUCCUGUCGUCAAUGGUGUUCUGCUGAUAGUUUUGUGGAGUGCUUAAAGUAGCCUAAAGUUUUUGGAACUUCUAAAAAAUCUUUGACUUAGACAGUAGGUCUAACACUGGCUUCACGCACAACUGAAGUGAGUUUGCAAGGCAUGACAAGUCGGGCCAAUAGUCACACAAAUUCCCAGUCUUAUCAAUGUUUCUGGCAUUGCUGUGCACACAGGUUUUGAUCUUAUCCGUCUACCCAAACUCACUGACACAGUCCUUGAGGCGAGACUCUUUAGUUUUGGGCAGUAUGAUGUUCUUGUAAUGCGCAUUUCUGUAGAACAUUGGAAUGGAGAUGCCAGUCAUUGUCGAUAAGGUGACACAUCACAUUAAAAUGACUCUCCGUAAAGUUUGAUGUCCACGUAUCUGUUAAUAUGGCGGGGGAAGUCCCUUUCUUCAGCUGCUGAUGGAGAGUUGACUGUUCCUCGUUGUAGCGUUGCUCUAUACGAGCACUAAUGGUGCCACUGCUAAGACUUUAUAAGAUGGGGCUGCUAUGGCCAUCAUCUCCUGAAAACUACUACACUCCACUACAAUCCAGUCUGCAAUCGCACGUGUCAUUCGUUUGGAUGUUGAAGACAACAUCCCAUCAACAGAUGAAGAAAGCUCCUUCAGUCCAACAAUCUUCUAGAUCCUUCAAGGAGGCUGCAGUAUGAUGCAAACAGCAAUUCUGUUGCUCUGCCAGUUGUUGCCACCCCUAACACCAUGGACCAAUCUUUGCUUACUAGGCUUGAACAAGAAAUGACACACAUGCUGGGUCAACAAAUAGAUUUAAAAUUACAAAACAUAGCUUUACCACAGUCAAAAAAAAUAAAUAUUAUGACUCCUAAACAAUCUUUGAAGAUUGGUCUGAAAAACCUUGUUUCAAGAUUAGGAGGUCUUUGGACUGUAGAAGUUGAAGAUGACUUGCCAUCACAUUGGGAAAAGCAUGGUGAUCUUGUUGUUCUGCCAGAUUCUUCCCUUUGUCUACCUAUUUGGACUGCAUUAGGGUCGGAUGUAUGGAUUGAGGUUUGCAGAAGUUUGUCAUGUAAACGAAUAGCAAAGAAGUCCCAUGUAUUAGCUGAUGAGUUCAGAAGACCCUCUGUCACUUUAUUGUAUGGUGAGGAUGGUUGGGUGGAACACAUUGACAACAAAAUCAGAUAUUCCUAUGAUGUCACAAAGUGUAUGUUCAGUGCAGGCAACAUAACAGAAAAACUGCGGAUAGCCAAGUUUGAUUGUUCUCAGGAAGUUGUAGUUGACCUAUAUGCAGGCAUAGGGUAUUUUACAUUGCCCUACUUGGUUCAUGCACAAGCGAAGCAUGUACAUGCAUGUGAAUGGAAUCCAGACGCUAUCCUUGCUCUCAAGCAUAAUCUGCAUCUUAAUAAUGUAGUGGAAAGAUGCACUGUACAUGAAGGAGACAAUAAACAGGUUUGCCCUAGAGGUAUAGCAGAUCGUGUCAAUCUGGGAUUGAUACCCAGCUCUGAAGAAGGCUGGCCAGUUGCAUGUGCAGCUCUCAAACCAUGUGGUGGUACCCUGCAUAUUCAUCAUAAUAUCAACAGCAAACCAUGUGGUGGUACCCUGCAUAAUCACCACAAUAUCAACACCAGCUCUGUUUGCCAGACAGAAUUAGAUUCUGCAGAACAUGUUGGUAGUUCAACGAUAUUCACAGAAAUCUCUGCAAUUGGUGGCAAGGAAACAAGUAAAGAUGGACUAGGACAAGUACUAGAUGAUGAACCUCUGCAAUCUAAAUCAGCAGACAGGUAUCAGAGGUGGAUUAAAUGGGCACAGGGGACUUCCAGAAUUGUAAAGGGACUUCUUGAAACUAUUCAUUGCAAACCUUGGGAAGUAACAAUAUUGCACAUUGAACAUGUGAAGUCGUAUGCUCCUUAUAUAGACCAUGUGGUAUUAGAUUUACGUUGUACAUCUUUUUAAAUAAGAGUGAAUGUUAUUUUAUGAGUUUGAAUGAAUUUGUUAUAUACAUGUAUGUCUCAGGCCAUCAAGGCUUUCAACUGAACCACGUUACCAUUCCAACAUCUUCUAAUCACAACAGUAAUUUGUGCCUGUUGAAAGACCUUUUUGUCAUCAAUCUCUACGUACCCAAUAUGAGAUGUUUUAAAUCAAUUACCGGCAUUUCCCAACUUGCUAUCAAUGCAUUAGUAUGUUCAAUGGUUAACUCAUCUGAUCACAAUGGCUUUAAGGGACUUGUUCAGAGUUUGGUAUAAUGAUAAUUUGAAAAUAAUUGUUAUAUAUCCGAAAAAGAAUGUAUGCAUUAUGUUUAAAGAAGCGAAAUAAUGCUCUGUAGCUCGGUAAAAGACUGAUUCAAGUACAUUGUAGUUAUUCCUAAACAGAUAAGCAUCCUUCAAAAUCAAUAAAAUAAUAAAGAGCUGUACACGCUUUUCCUUGAUUAUUUGGAAAAUACUUCAAGUAUUAGUAUUGGUGAAUUUUUCGCUGAUGCAUACAAAAGACUGCGUAGCGCGUUGGCUUCUGCUUCUAGAGGACUUGGGUUUUAAUCCUGGGGACGGUAUUAUUUUUUAUUCAUUUUUUUUUCUUUCUAUUAUAAGUUAUAACAAGUUAAGACUUAUUAAAACGUUAUAGAUCUAUUAACAAACAUUAUUAAUGAAUUGUUUGUAAUAACUUGAUCUAUGAAUUAGUCCUUAUAGUGAAACCUUGUGAAGAUCUAUGAGUAAGUCCAUAUAGUGUAACCUUGUGAACACUUUUGAAACAGUCAUUUAAAUAUGUUAGUAAGUACCAUCCCUGUAGCAGCAAUACUUUUUAGCUCACCUGAUUGCUCAGGUGAGCUUUUGUGACCGGUCUUUGUCCGUCGUUUGUCCGUCCGUCCGUUAACAUUUGCUCGUAAACACUCUAGAGGCCACAUUUCUUGUCCCAUCUUCAUGAAACUUGGUCAGAAGCUUCGUCCCAAUGAAAUCUUGGCCGAAUUCGAAACUGGGUUGUGCCGGGUCAAAAACUAGGUCACGAGGUCAAAAAAAAGAAAAACCUUGUAAACACUGUAGAAGUAACAUUUCAUGCACAAUCUUCAUGUAACUUUGUAAAAAUGUUUGUCUUAAUGAUAUCUUGGUUGAGUUCAAAAGUGGUGCGAUCCGUUGAAAAACAUGGCCGCCAGUGGGCGGGGCAGUUUUCCUUAUUUGGCUAUAGAGAAACCUUGUAAACACUCAGAUCUCUAGAAGUCACAAUUUUUGCCCAAUCAUCAUGAAAGUUGGUCAAAACAAUGGUUCAAUUGAUGUCUCGUACGAGUUCGAAAAUGGUCGAGAUCGGUAAAAAAAAAAAAACGCCAGUGGGCGGGGCAUUUUUCUCUAUAUGUAUAUACAUGUAGUGGCAGUUUUCCCUAUUUGGCUAUAGAGAAACCUUGUAAACACUCUAAAAGUCACAAUUUUUGCCCAAUCAUCAUGAAAGUUGGUCAAAACAUUGGUUUUAUUAAUAUCGCAGAUGAGUUUGAAAAUGGUCGGGAUCGGUGAAAAAACAUGGCCGCCAGUGGGCGGGGCAUUUUUCUCUAUAUGUAUAUAGUGAAAACAUGUGAACACAGUAGAAGUCACAUUUUUGGCCCAAUUUUCAUGAAAUUUGCUCAGAACAUUUGUUUCCUUGAUACGAGAGUUGAGUUCAAAAAUGGUUCCGGUCAGUUGAAUAACAUGGCUGCUGGGAGGGGGGCAGUUUUCUCAUUAUGCCCCCCCCCUCCCCCGCCCUUUUGAAGAAGAGCGGGUAUUUUUUUGUUUUGCUCAUGUCGGUCUGUCCACCAGAUGGUUUCCAGAUGAUAACUCAAGAGCGCACUUCAUAGGUACAUUGAUCAUGACUCGCAGAUGACCCCUAUUGAUUUUCAGGUCACUAGGUCAAAGGUCAAGGUCACGAUGACCCGAAAUAGUAAAAUGGUUUAUGGAUGAUAACUCAAGAACACUUAUGCCUAGGAUCAUGAAACUUCAUAGAUACAUUGAUCAUGACUCGAAGAUGACCCCUAUUGAUUUUCAGGUCACUAGGUCAAAGGUCAAGGUCAGGGUGACCAAAGCAGUAAAAUGGUUUCCGGAUGAUAACUCAAGAACGCUUUUGCCUAUGAUCAUGAAACUUCAUAGAUGCAUUGAUCGUUACUCGCAGAUAACCCCUAUUGAUUUUCAGGUCACUAGGUUAAAGGUCAAGGUCACGAUGACCCGAAAUAGUAAAAUGGUUUCCGGAUGAAAACUCAAGAACGCUUAUGCCUAGGAUCAUUAAACUUCAUAUGUACAUUGAUCAUGACUCGAAGAUGACCCCUUUUGAUUUUCAGGUCACUAGAUCAAAGGUCAAGGUCACGGUGACCUGAAAUAGUAAAAUGGUUUCUGGAUGAUAACUCAAGAACGCUUAUGCCUAGGAUCAUGAAACUUCAUAGGUACAAUGAUCAUGACUCGCAGAUGACCCAUAAUGAUUUUCAGGUCACUAGGUCAAAGGUCAAGGUCACUGUGACCUGAAAUAGUAAAAUGGUUUCUGGAUGAUAACUCAAGAACGCUUUUGCCUAGGUUCAUGAAACUUCAUAGGUAUAUUGAUCAUGACUCGCAGAUGACCCCUAUUGAUUAUCAGGUCACAAGGUCAAAGGUCAAGGUCACAGUGCCAAAAAACGUAUUCACACAAUGGCUGUCAAGGUCACGGUGACUCAACUUAGAAAAAUGGUUUCCGGAUGAUAACUCAAGAAUGCUUACGCCUAGGAUCAUGAAACUUCAUAGGUACAUUGAUCAUGACUCGCAGAUGAAAUAAUUAUGAAACUUGACCAGGAUGUUUGUCUGGACAAUAUCUUGGUCAGGUUUGACAUUUGGUAAAGAUUGAAUGAACCAACUACUCUCAGGUGUGCGAACUAGGGCCAUCUUGGCCCUCUUGUUUAGUUUAGCACGACCCAAACACCUACAUAUGGACUGAAUACUUGCAAACUGAUGGUUGGACAAGGGUCAAUCUUUUGCCGUCCCCAUCCCUCCCAUCUGUGAGUGAAACCAAAAAACGCAAUUGAAUCGGUUUCAUGAAAACAAUUUGGUUAUUAUUAACUGUAUAUUUUCUAUACAUGUACAUGUAAUAGCAUGUGAUAUAUCUGGAGUCAAUUUCAUUAGUACAGUUUGUAUGUUCUUAUCAUAUGCACAGUAAUGUAUUAAUCCCUAUCACACCUAGGCGCUUUCAACAAGAAAAUUAUUUGCUGUGAUUGGUUCCAUAAACAAGUUAGCAAUGAAAAAACAACGUGAUUUUUAGCUCCACUGGCCAGAGGCCAGCGGGGUUUAUGUCAUGGUCCUGUGUCCGUCGUACGUGCGUGCGUCCGUGUGUGCAUUAACUUUUUAGCUCACCUGAGCAAUCUUGGUUGAGUUCAAAAGUGAUUCUGAUCAGUUGAAAAACAUGGCUGUCAGUGGGCGGGGCAGUUUUCCUUAUUUGGCCAUAGAGAAACCUUGUAAACACUCUAGAAGUCACAAUUUUUGCCCAAUCAUCAUGAAAGUUGGUCAAAACAUUGGUUCAAUUGAUGUCUCUGAUGAGUUCGAAAAUGGUCAAGAUCGGUGAAAAAACAUGGUCGCCAGUGGGCCGGGCAUUUUUCUCUAUAUGUAUAUUAUAUAAGUGGCAGUUUUCCCUUUUUGGCUAUAGAGAAACCUUGUAAACACUCUAGAAGUCACAAUUUUUGCCCAAUCAUCAUGAAAGUUGGUCAAAACAUUGGUUUUAUUGAUUUCUAGGACGAGUUUGAAAAUGGUCAGGAUCGGUGAAAAAACAUGGCCGCCAGUGGGCGGGGCAUUUUUCUCUAUAUGUAUAUAGUGAAAACAUGUGAACACUGUAGAAGUCACAUUUUUGCCCAAUUUUCAUGAAAUUUGCUCAGAACAUUUGUUUCCUUGAUACGAGAGUUGAGUUCAAAAAUGGUUCCGGUCAGUUGAAUAACAUGGCUGCUGGGAGGGGGGCAGUUUUCUAAUUAUGCCCCCCUCCCCCCCCCUUUCGCAGAAGAGGGGGUAUAUUGUUUUGCUCAUGUCGGUCCGUCCGUCCACCAGAUGGUUUCCGGAUGAUAACUCCAGAGCGCUUAUGCCAAGGAUCAUGAAACUUCAUAGGUACAUUGAUCAUGAUUCGCAGAUGACCCCUAUUGAUUUUCAGGUCACUAGGUCAAAGGUCAAGGUCACGAUGACCCGAAAUAGUAAAAUGGUUUCCGGAUGAUAACUCAAGAACGCUUAUGCCUAGGAUCAUGAAACUUCAUAGAUACAUUGAUCAUGACUCGCAGAUGACCCCUAUUGAUUUUCAGGUCAAAGGUCAAGGUCACGGUGACCCAAAGCAGUAAAAUGGUUUCCAGAUGAUAACUCAAGAACGCUUAUGUCUAGGAUCAUGAAACUUCAUAGAUACAUUGAUCGUGACUCGCAGAUAACCCCUAUUGAUUUUCAGGUCACUAGGUUAAAGGUCAAGGUCACGAUGACCCGAAAUAGUAAAAUGGUUUCCGGAUGAUAACUCAAGAACCCUUAUGCCUAGGUUCAUGAAACUUUAUAGGUAUAUUGAUCAUGACUCGCAGAUGACCCCUAUUGAUUAUCAGGUCACUAGGUCAAAGGUCAAGGUAACAGUGCCAAAAAACGUAUUCACACAAGGGCUGUCAAGGUCACAGUGACUCAACUUAGAAAAAUGGUUUCCGGAUGAUAACUCAAGAAUGCUUUCCCCUAGGAUCAUGAAACUUCAUAGGUACAUUGAUCAUGACUCACAGAUGAAAUAAUGAUGAAACUUGACCAGGAUGUUUGUCUGGACAAUAUCUAGGUCAAGUUUGACAUUUGGUUAAGAUUGAAUGAACCGACUCCUUUCAGGUGAGCGAACUAGGGCCAUCUUUGCCCUCUUGCUCUUUAAACAUCUUCUCCUAAACUACAAGUCCAAUUCUGAUAAAACUUCUCACAAAUGUUCCUGGGGUAAACCUCUUUCAAAUUUAUUCCAAUUAUGCCCCUAGGGUCAAAUUUGACCCCGCCCCGGGGGUCAAUUAAUUGAACAUAUGCUUAUAUAAAGCCUAUUUUGUGCAAAAUUUAAAAAUCUUUUUGUCCAUAACCAUUGGGCCUAGUGCUAUCACAUUUGGUAUGUAGUGACAUUUAAUAGUUCUCUACUUUGUUUGUUCAAAUUAUGAAAAAUGAACAUAUGCUUAUAUAAAGCCUAUUUUGUGCAAACUUUAAAAAUGUACUUGUCCAUAACCGUAGGGCCUAGGGCUACCAAAUUCGGUAUGUAGUGACAUCUAAUAGUUCUCUACUUAGUUUGUUCAAAUUAUGCCCCUGGUAUAAAAUUUGACCGUUCCCCAGGGGUCACAAAACUGAAAAUAUGCUUCUAUAAAGCCUCUUUUGUGCAAACUUUAAAAAUCUUCCUGUCCAUAACCAUUGGGCCCAGGGCUACCAAAUUUGAUAGGUAGUGACAUCUUAUAGUUCUCUACUAAGUUUGUUCAAAUUAUGCCCCUUGGGCCAAAUUUAUCCCUUGAAGGCUCCUAUUAAAAAGUUUUUCAAUAAAAUUUGAUUCGUCAAAAAACAUUGCCACAGGAAGUCGUUGAACUUUGCAUGUUUAUGCGUGUUUGCUACUUAUUCAUUAUGGGAUGAAUAAACUAUUUUCUUCUCAAACUAAAAGUUUAUCAAAAUACACUUGGAAUAACUUUUUAAUUAUAAGAGAUAAAUGCAUACAUGUCGAGCAUGAAAGGUAGACCAACAUGUAAACUAUCCAUAAAUGUUAACCCUUUACCAAACGACACAUUUUGGACUGCCCCAAAUUGAAUGAGAUUGCAGACGAGAAAUAAUAUUGUAAAGGACUAUUUAUAAAUUGGCUGGGUGGGGAAGAAAUCAUUGUGAUAAAUGGAGAAAUUGCUCAUUAUGAGCAAUUUCUCCUUUUUGAAACCGGAAGUCCUGUUUUCAAAACGAAAACAAACUCUUCAGAAAGAAAGAGAAAGUCACAUGCUUUAGUACAUUUCAACCAAUGCGCAUUGCACGCUUUUUUCGCAUAAAAAACCAGUGGAGCGAUACAGGGCCAUCAUGGCCCUCUCGUUUUUAAGAGUAGCCGAUUUCAUUUAAUAUGCAUACAAUUAUUUUCUGCAGACAGGGACUCUAAAACGUUAUUGACUGGUUCCAGUCAAAUACUUUAAUUUAUUCAACAAGUACUGUGCAAUAUUUUCUAGCUGUUACAUACAAGUCAAUAUGUUUCAUCUGAUAAAUGUUUUAUUAUGCUCCCCCAAAAAAUUUUAGUCGCCGCUAUGUCUGUCCGUCCGUCCGUGUGUCCGUCCACAAUUUUUGUCCGGGCUAUUUCUCAGCAACUAAUGACCGGAAUUCAAUGAAACUUUAUGGGAAGCUUCACUACCAAGAGAUAAUGUGCAUAUUAUCAGCAGGUUCUGGUUGGAUGAUUUUUCAGAGAGUUAUGGCCCUUUAAAAUUGUCCAUUAACUGUACAUAUAGUGCAAUUCUUGUCCGGGCUAUUUCUCAGCAAUUAAUGUCUGUAAUUCAAUUAAACGUUAUGGGAAGCUUCACUACCAAGAGGAGAUGUGCAUAUUAUCAGCCGGUUCUGGUCGAUUUUUCACAGAGUUAUGGCCCUUUGAAAUUUUCCACUAACUGUACAUAUAGUGCAAUUCUUGUCCGGGCUAUUUCUCAGCAACUAAUGACCAGAAUUCAGUGAAACUUAAUGGGAAGCUUCACUACCAAGAGGAGAUGUGCAUAUUAUCAGCCGGUUCUCAUCGGAUGAUUUUUCACAGAGUUAUGGCCCUUUGAAAUUUUCCAUGGUACAUAUAGUGCAAUUCUUGUCCGGGCUAUUUCUCAGCAACUUAUUACGGGAAAUCAAUGAAACUUAAUGGAAAGCUUCACUACCAACAGGAGAUGUGCAAAUUAUCAGCCGGUUAUGGUCGGAUGAUUUUUCACAGAGUUAUGGCCCUUUGAAAUUUUCUAUAAACUGUACAGAUAGUGCAAUUCUUGUCCGGGCUCUUUCUCCCCAACUACUGACUUGAAUACAAUGAAGCUUUAUGGGAAACUUAACUACCUUGAGGAGAUGCGCAUGUUAAUAGUGGGUUCUGGUUAGAUGAUUUAUUUAGAGAGUUAUAGCCCUUUGAAAUUUUUAAGUUGCUAAACUAUCCUUCGUAUUAUUUUGUCUAAAGUUAUGCCCCUCAAGACGUUUCCUUUUAUCUGAAUAUAUAGUGCAAUAUUGUGACAAAAAAACCUUUGGGGAGCAUCAGCCGUCUCUGACGGUUUCUUGUUUAAAUAAUUGCAGUAAAGACCAAGUUGGCAAUUGCUAAUAAAUUUAAAUUUCAAAACAUGUUAAUUAUAAUACAACUUACAAAUUAAAAUGCACACAAACACCUCAACUUAAGCGGUCAAUAAUAAUGAUAUUGUAAUAAUACACGAUAUACAUGAUAGUGGCAAGCCUACAGUAUUCAAUUUGACUCCAGUGCUUUCAAACAUUGUUUAUACGUUUUUACAAACAAAACGCAUUUAGAUGAAAUAGGCAUAAUUUUUUCAUUGGUCGGAACUAAUGCCAUAUUGGUUUGCAGUAAAUUAUUUCCACUGGCCAGAAGCUUUAAAUUACUCCUUACAUGUGUUCUAAAAGUAAUUGAUAAUAUUAAGUAUACAGACAGAUUUAGACAAAUAAUCUCAAGAAUUGAUGUGUAAAUUAUAAAUAAAACUAAUAUGCUAUGAAUAACAAAAAGUUAAUUGGCACAACCAAGUUUAACAUACCAAAAUGCCUGUGCUAUGUUAAAUUCCAAUACCAAAUGUUUAUUUUUUAAGUAAAUUUUAAAGACCAGAGUACAUGUGGUUUAUUAAAAUAUUUGAUAUGCUGUUAUCAUUUACAUAUCUUUAAACAAGUACGUUUACGAAAAAUUUAUGAGCAAGAUAACAAUGACAGCAACCGCAGCAAUUCCUCCACAUGCGCAGUAAAGUGUGCCUCUAUCUGCAGCUUUCUGUUUAUAAUGCAAACCCUUGUCAGCACCCUGAAACAAUAAUGUGGGUUGUUGUUAGAAGUAAACUAGCAUCUGGCUGUAUAUUACCAUAAAUGUUUUAAUGAGCAUGGUGCGUGUAUUAACACGUAAAUUAAUGGACCUAAGUCACUUCGUCUUGAGCGAUUUUUGCCUACAACACAAUCCCAUCGUGGACAAUGUUUUGUCAGCGAUGACAAUCACCGUGAUCUGUCCAGCGGCGUUUCCAUCGUAAUAGAUUGCGGUGACAAAAAGUGAGCACCCAGUGCAUUAUGGGAAUAUCAAUCUCACGGUGGACCACCGCGGCCACAGUGGUUCACGGUGAAAUACAGUAUAGUUUCUACAUGAAAACUUUACUAGUUGUUUAUUUAAAGAAUUGUUUUUUUGACAUUUGGAAAAUGUGUCUCAUAGCUUGCCAAUAUUAACAUAUACACAUGUUACAUGAACAUGUAAUUUGAUAUCCGAUUAAUUUAUUGAUUUUGUGUUUGUAUUGUUACAUGUAUUUAUUAGAAUAAUAUACAUUCGGCAGUGAGUAUUCUAUUUAGUGAUAUUUUAAUGCAAAAAGAUCAGUUGUUAUGUUGCCGACUGACUAUACAUGUUUAUAACUGUUUUGUUCAGUAACAAGUUCAUUUCGUAAAAAAAAACGUUAUUGAAGGAAUAUUGUGAUAAAUAUUGAUAUAUUCAAUAUCACAAUAUUAAGAUUACUUCUUUCACAAUUUUUAUGCUCCCCCAAUUUUUUUGGGGGGAGCAUAUAGUCGCCGCUUCGUCUGUCCAUGCGUGUGUCCGUCCGUCCGUGCACAAUUUUUGUCCGGGAUAUGUCUCAGCAAUUUAAGACCGGAAUUCAAUUAAACUUUAUGGGAAGCUUCACACCCAAGAGGAGAUGUGCAUAUUAUCAGCCGGUUCUGGUCGGAUGAUUUUUCACAGAGUUAUGGCCCUUUGAAAUUUUCCAUUAACUGUACAUAUAGUGCAAUUCUUGUCCGGGCUAUUGCUCAGCAACUAAUGACCGGAAUUCAAUGAAACAUUUUGGGAAGCUUCACUACCAAGAGGAGAUGUGCAUAUUAUCAGCCGGUUCUCGUCGGAUGAUUUUUCACAGAUUUAUGGCCCUUUGAAAUUUUCUAUAAACUUUACAUAUAGUCAGAGACGUAGAUAACACUGUGUUAUCUACGUCUCUGAUAAAGUGCAAUUCUUGUCCAGGCUAUUUCUCCCAACUUCUGACUGGAAUUCAAUGAAGCUUUAUGGGAAGCUUAACUACCUUGAGGAGAUGCGCAUGUUAUUUCUGGGUUCUGGUUAGAUGAUUAAUUUAGAGAGUUAUGGCCCUUUGAAAUUUUUAAGUUGCUAAACCAUCCAUCGUAUUAUUUUGUCCAAAGUUAUGCCCCUCAAGACGUUUCCUUUUAUCUGAAUAUAUAGUGCAAUAUUGUGACAAAAAAAACCUUUGGGGAGCAUCACCCGUCUCCGACGGUUUCUUGUUUAAAAUAUGUAUCGAAAUCAGUUUUAAUACGAGACAUGUACAAUAAAAAGAUACACCUGUAUUACAAAUUCUUAUUUGUCAUAUCAUGUAUUUUAAUAAAUGUUUAUGAUAAAAAUAAUUAAAAUCUC